UCUAAAAAAAUCUUCCAGUCUAAUCUCCUGAGUGCUGGGAUUACAGACAGGAAGCACUACACUUGACAAUUUGAUUACUUUUUCUCUUAUUGGUUGGUAUGUGACAAGACUCUCUUUCCUGAGGAGACAUGACACACAUCUGUUCACCCCAGAUAAAGAGCCCACAGCAGACCAGAGUAGCUUGGUGAACCAGUGAGUUUCAUUGGAAUUACUUACAGGAAUAUGGAUGAGGGGUUACUUACGGGAGCAGAACAGACAGCAGCAGAACCAAAGUGCACCCCAGCAUGGAUGACAACUCACAAAUGCUGGGAACCUGGAACACGCUGCACUGGCCUGUUGAACUGCCAGCAGUUCGGAGAGCGUCCUUUCCUAGUGACUCAGUUGGUCUAGUCUUCAGGUCAGCGGGUCUGAUCUCAGAGUUAUUUUUGCAGCUUGGCUUGUCUGAGAGUGACUCUGUUUUUCACUCUGGGAGGUAGGGGCCUAGUGAAUCUGGUCAGUUUCAGGGAUUCCUCGGAGUUAUUUUUGAGUUGCUUACCUUUUAAGGAGCUUCCCUGUGGAUGAAAUGUAUCAAUCUUGAAGAAACACAACAGGUGUCCAGUUCUUGUUUAACUUUCAGUACCUCUCUCCCUGUAGUGGCCUCCAGCUCCCUUGGUAGAUACCUGCUUCAGUCUCCUAGGCCUUUAGCUUUGUAUUCUUGCCUCUACACCAGGCUAGUGCGUGCCAGCAUACCUGCCUGCUCUGGGUUCCGUAGACUUUAUAGUUUCCUUUCAUUGGCCCACUGCUUCACUUAGGGAAAAUCAGGUUGAGUUUUUCAGUAAGUCAGUUAUAUCUUUCCAUUGAUUUAAAGCUUCCUUAAUUCCCCUUAGCAGUGUUUUGACUUUAGUUUACAAGACUUGACAACUUUCAUUAGGUUUAUUUCUGUAUUCGGUGUCUACUACUACCCUCAAUGGGAUGAAACAAAGGACUAUCCCAUAGUAUCCUACAUUUGAUGAGUAUGUCAUAGAAAAUAGUUAUAUUUACGAUUUUUUAGAUUUAUUUAUUUUUUUAUAUUUAUUUGUUUAUUUAUUUAUUAUAUGAGUACACUGUAGCUGUCUUCAGACACACCAGAAGAGGGCAUCAGAUCUCAUUACAGAUGGUUGUGAGCCACCAUGUGGUUGCUGGGAAUUGAACUCAGGUCCUCUGGAAGAGCAGUCAGUGCUCUUAACCACUAAGCCAUCUCUCUAGCCCAUAUACAUAUAUUUACUUUUUUUUGUUGUUGUUCCUAUUGCAAAGAAGUAAAAUUUGUUAUUUCUGGAGCUGAGAAUCAGUUAAACCCAAGGCCUCAAUCCCCAAACCCUAAAAUGUUUAAAUAUUGACUUUGUUAAAAUUAAAGAUUCUUUUUUUUUUUUUUUUUUUUGGUUCUUUUUUUUUUUUUUCGGAGCUGGGGAUCGAACCCAGGGCCUUGUGCUUCCUAGGCAAGCGCUCUACCACUGAGCUAAAUCCCCAACCCCAAAAUUAAAGAUUCUUUAGGGUUUUCUAUAUACACAAUCACAAAAUCUAGAAUAAUGACAAAAUUUUACAUUAGUCUUUUUUGUUUGUUUUAUGAGACAGGGUUUCUCUGUGUAAACCUGGCUGUCCUAGAAAUUGCUCUGUAGACCAGGCUGGCCUCAAACUCUGAGAUCCCCUGCCUCUGCCUUCUGAGUGCUGAGACUAAAGUUGUGCGCCAUCGCCUCCCCCUUUUUGAACUAUUUUACUAAAAUCUCUGGUACACAAAAGAAAUGGUGAAAGAGAAACCUUGUUUGUUUGUCUUAGGGUCUCCCAGAGUAGUUCAGGCUAACCUGGAAGACUCCGCAGCUAAGGCUGACCUUGAACUCUCAGUGAUGCUUCUGCCUCUGCCUCCCAGGAACUGUGAUUAUACCCAUGAGCCACCAAACCUAGAACGUCUAAAAUAUCAGCUAACUUUCAUUCCUUGGUUCAUUCUUUUUUUUUUUUUUUUAUUACUAUUAUUAACUUGAGUAUUUCUUAUAUACAUUUUGAGUGUUAUUCCCUUUCCCGGUUUCCGGGCAGACAUCCCCCUCCCCCGGGUUCAUUCUUUUAAGACAGAGUCUCACUCAGAGAUCUGCCCGCCUGUCUCCAAAGGAGAGGGAAAAUGUGGGCCACCAUUCCCACCUGAAAUACUAACUUUCUGUUAAACUGUGAUUCAGCCAAAUUCCCUUGUAAUGUUCUCCUUAUCCAUGAAGAAUACCCUCCACAAGCCCACUGGUUAUCUGAAUGCAGGCAGUACCAAACCCUGUCUGUUUCAUUUAAAGAUUACCCUUUAUGAAUUUGCUCUCGCUUUAUAGAGUCUGAACAGUCAGCAUUUCCACUCCUGUGCUUUAAAUUUUAGAAGUUUAAAUUUUAUGUGUGUGGGUGUUCUUGCCUGUAUGAACAGGUACCCAAGAUGGCCUGAGUAGGGUGUGGGAUCCUCUGGAACUGGAGUUAUGGAUGGUAUGAACCAACAUGUUGGUGCUAGGAAUUGUGUCCAGGGCUUUGGAAGAGCCUUCAGUGCUCUGAACCACUGAGCCUUCUCUCCAGUCCCUCUUUCAGAUCUUUUUUUUUUUUUUUCUCUCGGAGCUGGGGACCGAACCCAGGGCCUUGCGCUUCUUAGGCAAGCGUUCUACCACUGAGCUAAAUCCCCAGGCCCCCCCCCCCCCUUUUUUUAAAAGAGUUACUUGAGUAAAAACAGCAUAGUAGUCAAUCAGACAACUCAAAGAACAAUGAACAAUUUGAUACACAAUUUAAAACUUAAGAGUUGGCUUGCUUAUCUCCAGCCUUUAGGAAGCAGAGACAGUUGGAUCUGUGCGUUCCAGGAUACCCAGAGCUUCAGUAAGAAAGGUGGGGGGGAAUAUUGUUACCUUCAGAUUUUUCCAGGAAAUAUUUUUGGGGUGUGGUUCAUUCAUUGCUGGUAACUCAUUCUAAUAGGGAGCGAUUGCUGUAUGUUUGGUUUUGGUCUGGGGGUGGACAGUGGGUUGAAACUGGGUAUCAUGUUGCUCACAGUUCCCUUGAACUCCUUAUCUUCCUUCCUCUGACUUCCAAGGUCUCCUGUUUUUGGAUAUAUAUGUUUGGAUAUAUAUAUAUAUAUAUUUUUUUUUUUUUUUUAAUGUAAGGAUACUGUGAAGAAAGGGCAAGUGAGACCGCUCAGGGUAAAGGCUCUUGCCUCCAAUUCUGAUAACCUGUUUGAUCCCCAGGCCCUACAAGGUAUAAGAAGAGAAUGAACUUCUGUAGGUUGUCUUGGUAUGUGUGUUUGUACCCUUACCACCACCACCCCCGAAACAAAUAAAUAAAUGAAAUAAAAAAAAAAAACCAAAAAACCUUUUUUGAGAACUUGGAAAAAUGUCUUGGUGAGUAAAGGUGUUUGCGGUCAAACCUGCCAGCCUGAGAUUAAUGGCCAAGAUGGACUUCCCCACAUAUGCCAUGAGUCAUGAGCACAGUCACACACACACACACACACACACACACACACACACACACGCACGCACGCACGCACGCACGCACUCACUAAAUGUAAUUGUUAGAACUUUCACUUUUUACGUGUGCCUGUGUGAGUUUCAACACACCACAUGUAUGCGAGAGCUGGAGGAGGCCGGAAGCUGGGGUUGCAUCUCUUGAUGCUGGAGCUACAGAUGCUGGGAACUGAACCCAGGUCCUCUGUAAGAGUAACAAAGUGCCCUUAACCAGUGAGCCACCCUUCUAGUCCUAAAUGUAAGUCCUAAGAAAAAUUUUUUUAAACAAUUGGGAAAUACUGGUUGAACGGGAAGAAAACACGCACAGCAUUGUACCGCAGCUCGGUGCUCAGGGCAGUUAUAUGAAGGGUCCAGCAGGCUCUCAUUUAAUUUGCCAUUUUCUGUUGAAUUGCCUAGUUGCCUUGAGUACACUUUGUACAUUACUUUCAAUUCUCUAUUUUAAGAGUAUUGUCAAACCCAGCAACCUACAAUUCAGAAGAAAAGAAACUUACAUUUUCAGGCAGUGGUAAUAGAAUUAAAUCAUAAUUUUGUUUGAUCAAUCAAAUAGCCAAUUUAGUCUACUUUCUAAAAUUGCCUUUGAAUAUCAUGCUAUUGUGGGUUCCUUUUCAUAUCCCAAAGUAUCCUCUAAAAUGAAAGGUGCAUAUGUAUGUAAAUGAGAAUUCUGUUUCUUCCUGUUUCUCAAGCUCCACAGCCGACAUCUCUGUUCUCACCUGACGUGAGUAAAAUGCUUCCUGCAGUUCCAGGCACAGCUGCUCAGCUUUCCUGUUCCAGUUGUAGAAGAGUCUUUCAGGAGGGACAGACAGCUUUUCAGAGGAAAGGGUCUGCUGAGCUUUUCUGCUCGAGACUCUGCAUCGAUGGGUGCCCUUUACCUGCUAUGUCCCCAGCUCCUCUCAAAAGAAUGUGCUUAAACUGCUCAAGAGACAUUUUAAAUCUAAAGGAUAUGAAGAGCGUCCGAUUGGAGGAUAGCAGUUGUAACAAAAACUUUUGUAGCCAGUCUUGUCUUACAUCAUAUGAAGAAAAACGAAAGCCAUGUGUUACCGUAUAUACUGAGAGCACUUUGCCUAAGUGCAGCAUGUGUCAGAGGACAUCCACUAAACCACCCAGAAUACUUAGAUCUUUUCCUUGCAAAUCACUGAAACUAUCAGAUGAGAUGAUUGUGAUUACUAAUGACUUGGGGAACCUAGAGAUUUUCUGCUCUGUUUGUUUUUCUUCAUACAACAGUGCUGUGAUGGAAUCUUCUUCAGUUAAUGUUUCCAUGGUGCACAGUGCUUCAAAAGAGAAUGUCUGUCCUAAGAAAUACCCAGUCAUAAGCAGUAUAAUGUCAUUAGUAAACAAUCGUGCUGACCUGGUCGUGAAUACUGAUCUCUUACAAGGUACACUUUCUUCUGUACCUACAAAUGUCAUUGUGAACAGCUCAGCCAGUGAGUCCAGCAGUGGUGUUGGAAAUAGUGUGGACCAGCCAAGCCUCCCCCCGCCUUCCUCUGUGCUCGGUGAGGACAAAGCUGCUCCCAGUGAGGAGGUCCAAAACAACAGUGAGACAAACCAGGAUCCUACAUAUAGCAUGACAUCCGUGAAAGGAAAUGAUCAGCCAUGUUUCUCAAAGUCUACAUCCACAGAACAGAAGAUUAAGAGUGAGCCACAGCCUGCUGGAGAGCUGUGGAGCCCAGGUUCCCAGCAUCUGCGUCCCAGUACUGCCAAUGAGAUCGCUUUCUGCUAUUCUUGCUACUUGUUCUACCAGAAAAAAGUCAGCUGUCGGAGAGAAGCUUUUGCAACCAAAGGAGCUGCUGCUGACUGGGAGAGAAUGCUGGAAAAUUUCAGACGGCAUGAAGAAAGCGAAGGGCACUUAAAGUCCCUGCGAUUUUGGAGGCAAUGCCAGUUUCUCGAUGCCGUUCCACAUAACGAUUCAUCUGUUUAUUCAAAACAGAUUGAAGGAAAUAAAAAGUACCUACAGCUCGUCAUUGAGAACAUUUUAUUUCUUGGAAAACAGUGCUUGCUCUUAAAAGGAAAUGACCAGUCUAUUUCGUCCAUUAAUAAAGGCAAUUUUUUGGAAUUACUAGAGAUUAGAGCAAGAGAUAAAGGAGAGGUGUCUCGGCUUAUGAGUUCACACAUUGACUUCUAUAGUAGUACUCUUGUCCAGGAGGAGAUUAUUGAAAUAAUAAAGGGUGAAAUGUUGCAAGACAUCGUGAGUGAGAUCAACGCCUCCUCAGCCUUUUCAAUAAUCUGUGAGGAGGUAGCUGGCAGUGGUGCUGAGAGACAGCUUUCUGUGUGUGUGAGGUAUGCACAAAAAUUGCCAAGUGCUGUCUUCGUUAAAGAGCGGUUCCUGGGGUUCGUUACUGCUGAGGAGGUGACUGGGGCCCAUGUACACAGGCGUAUCAAAGCUUACCUGCAGCAGGUCGGAGUUGACUUUAAUAAAAUAUGCGGCCAAGCCUAUGAUAGUGCCACAAAUUUUAGGGUAAAACUGAAUGAGGUUGUAACAGAAUUCAAGAAGGAAGAGCCAAGAGUUCUGUAUGUGCAUUGUCAUGCACAUUUUUUUGAGUUAGCCGUGCUUAGCUUUUGUAAGGAGGUGAAGGAGCUCCGCAGUGCGCUAAACACGCUCGGCUCUUUGUUCAACACUGUCCGUGUGUCUGGAGAAAUGUUGGCAAGUUUGCAGACCGUGUGUAAGCUAAGUCUGAAUAAGACUUGUAAAAAGCACGCAUCGCAGUCCUGUUGGCCAGCCCACGACCACUUGUUACUGGCUGUGACAGACUGCCUUCCAGAGAUCGUGGGAAUGCUGGAGUCCGUGUCGCGCCACUCCUCAGGCACAGGCGUGGCUGCGGAGCUGGAAGAUUUGUUGGCGAUGGUUACCAAGUUUGAGUUUAUAUUUUGUUUGAAAUUUCUUUAUCGAAUACUCAGUAUUACAGGGAUUCUUUCUAGAGAGUUUCAAAGUGAAACUGUAGACAUUUUUUCUUUGUUUUCAAAAAUAGAAGCGAUUUUGGAGUGUUUAUCUUCUGAAAGGAAUGAUACAUAUUUUAAAACUAUCUGGGAUGGAGCAGAUGAAAUAAGUAAAAAGAUAACCAGCAAGGGUUUUGAUAUUGAGAAACCCUCUUUUCAAAAAAGAAGAAAAAUUCAAAGAACAGUAGAUCCCUGCAACUCAGAGCAUAUGAUUUUUCCUACUUCAGCAGAUGAACAAUAUAAAAUUAAUAUUUACUACCAAGGUUUGGAUACUGUAUUAAAAAGCUUAAAGUUAUAUUUUUCAGAGUUUGACUAUUGCAAAAUGAAACAAAUUUCCGAGCUGUUACUCAAGUGGAAUGAACCAUUAAAUGAAGCCACAGCCAAGCACAUCCAGGAAUUCUAUAAACUUGAUGCAGACAUCAUCCCUGAGCUAAGAUUUUACCGGCAGUAUGCAAGUCUCAACUUCGUCACACGGAAUGGUUCCUUAAGCUUCAUUGACCUGGGCUGUCUGUUUAUUCAGCACGGUCUCCACAAUAAUAUUCCUUGUAUCACAAAACUGUUGCAUAUUGCUUUAUCUUGGCCAAUUACUUCAGCAAAUAAUGAGAAGUCAUUUUCCACACUGCCUCAUCUUAAAGCAUACUUACUUCGUACCACGGGGCAAGAGAAGCUCAGUAGCCUUGCUCUGAUAGCUGUUGAGCAGGAACUGGUAAAUAAAUUGAUGGAACCUGAAAGACUCACGGGAAUGGUUGAAAAGUUCAUUAGUCAAAUGAAAGAUAAAUAAGACAAACUUGCAACUUUGAGCUCAAUUAAAAAGAAUUCUGUGGUUUUAUUAGAAUCCUAA
Messenger RNA from Rattus norvegicus (Norway rat), 7254 nucleotides. It is a transcript of the gene Zmym1, whose product is annotated as zinc finger MYM-type containing 1. The record is from RefSeq and is a predicted model, not a curated record. Gene Ontology annotation, molecular function: protein dimerization activity. NCBI's taxonomy places the organism in Eukaryota, Metazoa, Chordata, Mammalia, Rodentia, Muridae.